Messenger RNA from Pyrus x bretschneideri (Chinese white pear), 1329 nucleotides. RefSeq names its product bidirectional sugar transporter SWEET17. Gene Ontology annotation, biological process: carbohydrate transport. Lineage: Eukaryota; Viridiplantae; Streptophyta; Magnoliopsida; Rosales; Rosaceae. The transcript has 6 exons. Gene Ontology annotation, molecular function: sugar transmembrane transporter activity. Gene Ontology annotation, cellular component: membrane. Bases 351 to 1067 code for a protein of 238 amino acids. The record is from RefSeq and is a predicted model, not a curated record.
UGCAAAUUUGACAAAGACUGGUAGCUCCUCGUCCAUGCAGACUUGCAGAGCGAUACAUUCAUUAUUUAUCCAGCAUAAGAUAAGUUAAAUGACAACUAUGAAGUUGGUAAAGCCACAUGUUCAACUUGAGCAAUCAUGCAAACAAACACAAAAACGUAUAGACAGAAAUUUUAAUUAUUCUUAUUAUUUCCAAUACCUCAGCUUAAACAACUCGACUCCCAAAGACAGCAAACAGAUCCCAGUACUGCUCUUCGAUCCUGAGAAAUUCCACAAGUUUUACUUCCAGCCAAAACAAUAGGUUCUUCUUUUCCGUUGUUGGCGGUUUAAUUCAUUAAUCUUAAUUUCUAAGGAUGGCAGUAAGUUUCAUUGUCCUUUUUGGGGUGCUAGGUAACAUUAUGUCGGGAUUAGUCUACAUCUCUCCUGCGAACGUGUUUGUGCGAAUUGUAAAGCGUAGAUCAACUGAGGAAUUUGAGAGUAUUCCUUAUGUUAGCAAAUUAUUGAAUGCUUAUUUCUGGUCUUACUAUGGACUUGUUGAACCUAACAGUGUGCUCGUGGCCAGCGUCAAUAUUUUCGGUGCUGGUGUUGAGAUCGUUUUUCUUACCAUAUUUCUACUUUUCGCAACACCAAGAAUGAAGGCUAGGACUGCCAUGCUUGUUGCUGCUCUUGAUGUGGCAUUUCCAGCAGCAGCAAUUUUGCUUACUCAGUUUCUGCUACAUGGCAACAAGCGAAUCGAUGUAGCAGGAUUGUUCUGUGUAGUCUUCAGCAUGAUUGCAUAUGCUUCCCCUCUUUCAGCAAUGAAAACUGUGGUGAUAUUGAAGAGUGUGGAGUACAUGCCUUUCCUUCUCUCAUUCAUCCUUUUCCUAAACGGAGGAGUUUGGACACUCUAUUCCAUUCUUGCAAAAGACUUGUUUGUUGGAAUUCCAAAUGGGAUUGGAUUUUUGCUUGGAACUGCUCAGCUGAUUCUCUAUGCGAUAUACUGGAAACCAACUAAGCCCAAUCAAGUAUCGGAUGACUUAGAAGAUCAACAGAUUAGUGAAGCACUCGUCCCAGCUUCAAAAUCUACAUAAGGCUAAAAGUGACAUUAUGUUCAGAGAAGAAGUCACUAUAUAUUUUCCGGGUAAGAAAGAAGAGGACUGAAUGUUAAAUAUUUCAUGAGAUAUAGGCCACUAUAUAUCAUUAUAUAUAUGCAUAUAUAGUUUAAUUAGGGCCAAAGUAAAUUAAGUUAAAUUGCUAUAUAUAUAUAUAUAUAUAUAUAUAUAUAUAUAGCACUUGUAAUAUCUGAUGCAGCUUUUGAUAUGAAGCAAAAUGUUGCAAACCAAUUUGGCGACU